AUGGGCGGGCUGGUUUCCGCGGGCGCCCGCGCGCGCGCGCAAUGCCGGAACGGCGCGGCGGCAGGCCGCCAGGAGAACGAGUCGUGGGUGCCUCAGGAGACCAAGCUGAAGAUCGUCGCCAAGCUGGACAACAUUACGAUAAAGCUCUGGCCAAGCAGCUUGGUUAGCGAAGCGCGGUUAACGCAACUGUACUCUGCUUUCCCCGACCGUGCGCCGUCGUACGUCCACUUCUGGCUGGCCGCAGGCAAAGCGCAGCGCGUGCUGCAGCUGGGGCCAGCGCGGAACGCCACACCAGCGACCAUCGCCAUCAAUGCUGAAAGAUUUGACCGAGGCGCCGAGGACUUACGCUUUUCAAACGCUGCACGCGACCCGCCCUUCGAGUACGACUACUGGGCCAACCACGUGCUGCUCAGCCCGGCGGCGCUGUCUGCGCCUCUGUUCUACGCCCAAGGCACCAAUGCCAUGGUGUACGCGGGCCUUGGUGCCAUGCUGGCACGGCUCGCGGCCAUGGCGUUCGACGAGCGGGGCAUCGACGUAAGCGCCGGCGAGAACCAGAGUGCCUGGCUGUCGGACUCGGCGCGCCAGCAGUUCGUCCAUCGCGCCAGGUGUUGGCAGCCUGCUUUGAAGGCCGCCAUGAUGGGCUACGAAGACACGAAGCUGCGAUCGCGCGGAAACGUCGGACUGCACGUUGACAUUGACUAUUCGCCGUGGCAGGUGUUCUUCAUGAGCAUCUGCCAGCCUCUGUGCGGCCUGCACGCGGAUGCGGAUGGACCCCGGGCUCCUCGCGGACGACUCUGCAACCAGGUCCUGAUGAGCACACGCCGCUUCUCGUCCGCUUUCAAAUGUCGCAUUGGAGAGCAGCCAAUGGUGCCUGCGUCCAUCUGCAAUGACUGACGCUCCUUCAAGGCUGCUCAAGUCAUCUAUGGUUUUCUAGAGUGUAGCGAAGGCUGGCCACUGUCCAUGUUCUCUGUGAUGUA
Dermacentor silvarum is the source of this 977-nucleotide messenger RNA. RefSeq lists its product as uncharacterized. Gene Ontology annotation, cellular component: plasma membrane. The record is from RefSeq and is a predicted model, not a curated record. Gene Ontology annotation, molecular function: metalloendopeptidase activity. The transcript has 6 exons. Gene Ontology annotation, biological process: protein processing. NCBI's taxonomy places the organism in Eukaryota, Metazoa, Arthropoda, Arachnida, Ixodida, Ixodidae. The coding region runs from base 1 to 894 and encodes 297 amino acids.